Molecule: messenger RNA, 2233 nt
Organism: Phoenix dactylifera (date palm)
Lineage: Eukaryota; Viridiplantae; Streptophyta; Magnoliopsida; Arecales; Arecaceae
Source: RefSeq, a predicted model, not a curated record
GACGUAGAUCAUGGGAAACCGGAGCAACAGUGGCCGUCCGAUCGGCAGCGCGUCAUAAUGGGCCUAGCGCGGGAGACGGGGGAGGUCACCGUCGAAGCCCAUCACGCGUUCGUCGGAAAUUAUUAUUUCGUCUUCGGUUUGGGUGCCGAGAGAGAAGAACGCAAGCGGGACGUCGGACGUCGAGACGCGAUCCAAGGUUUGGGAGACCGGAGGGGGGAUUCUGUUUCGAUGGGGGUGGUGAUCGAGAGGGAGGUAUGGGAGCCGAAGCCGAUCUCGUAUGUGUUCCUCUUCGCGUCGUGCUUCGUGUCCAUCUCCCUUCGCCCCUUCCGCUCGAGGAGCGGCGGCGGCGCCUCUACGGCGCCGUUCCUGCGGUUCCAGAGGAAGUUCUUGCUCCUCUACUCCCUCGCCUCAGUAAUGGAAGGGCUUGAGUCGGUGUUUGGGGAGUAUGAGUAUGCACAUUAUGGAAUUAAGGGGGAGCAGAUGGCGAUGUGUCUCGCGGCUGGAGCUGCUGCUGCUCUCUUUGUGGGUCCUUUCUUAGGCAUUCUUUCUGAUGUCAAAGGCCCAAGAAAGGCUUGUCUGCUAUUCUGCAUCCUUCAUCUUCUUCUGGGUGUCUUGAAAAGCAUAAGCAGGCAUCCAAGUGUAUGGGUAGCAAGUGUAUGCCUGUCACUCGCCUCAUCUGUUUUCUCCUUCUGCUUUGAGACAUGGAUGGUAACUGAACACGAGAAGCAAGGUCACAGGCAGGAUUGUCUAAGUGACACCUUUUGGCUAAUGACCUUUUUUGAAUCUGCAUCUCUUGUUGGAAGUCAAGGGCUUGCAAAUUUAUUAUUCAAGGAUUUUGACAAAGGAUUCUUUUCCCCCUCAGCUCCAGCUGCACUGUUGGCAAUUAUAAGCAUUCUCUAUAUCAGGAAAGAGUGGAAUGGAUGUCAGCAACAAUCAGUUAUUGGGAGUUACAGAAAAUCGUUUUAUGCACAUGUUCUUAAUGACAGGAGGAUAUGGCUGCUUUUAUGGUCUCAAUCAAGCAUCCAUUUUUCCAUGGCAGUCUUUUGGAUUCUUUGGGCACCAACCAUAGUGGCAGAUGGGAGGGAGGUUCAUUUAUCUCGAUUGUACCCAUGUUUCAUUGGCUCAAGAAUGCUUGGUAGCACUGCUUUUCCGUGGUUCUUUGGUGGGAUAUCAUGGCUCCACAAUGAAGAAUACCUCACAGCUGCAUAUGUUGUCGCUGGUUUAUUUUUGUUAAUUGUAUCUUAUGAUUAUCAGGAGAUUGGUGUUCUGGUAAUGCUGUUCUGUGUCUACCAUGCUUGUGUUGGCUUCAUUUUACCUUCACUUGCAAGAUUGAGGACAAUGUACGUCCCAAAUGAACUGCGAGGGGCCAUGAUAAGCUUCUCCUUGGCACCAGCAAGUGCAGCAGUUCUCUUAGCUCUGAUACAAGGCGGUUAUCGUCAGAACCUUGCAAAUGCCAUGAUUAUGGCGCUUGCAGCGCUUGGGCUGUUAGCUGCUGCUGGUUGCAUUCAUUUACUGACAUUGUGGAGAAAACAACCACGCCCCAAUUGGCAUAAACCUUAAGCACAUGAUUGGAUUUGACCCGGGAAAGGGUGGAUGGGCUGCAUGCAGAUUGUCCCCCCUGCUAGCAUCACGCUGUUUGGAGUCCAAGGUACUCUCAGUUCAGUGGUUUUUGCAGCAUCAUCCUGUCAUGGGGCAGGUUAUAGGCUUCAAUAUUGCUAAGAUUGCGAGAUUUAACUGCUUCUAAACUUUACUGAUACUGACACUAACUAGCACAGACAAAGGCGUCCAAAAGAGUGAUGAUUAUGUGGCCGUAAAAGAUGAUGGAAACCUAUAUGAAAGAGUACCCACGAGAUGAUAUAUAAACGGCAGAGUUGGUGGAGCUCUGGCGUUACACAUAACAUACACCUAUCCUUGUUUCACAGGGGCAGAUCAAGUUUAUGUCUGCGCAUAGUUCUGUAUGGAAUGACAACACAAUGUUUUCGUGACAAUUAUAACAAGGUUUGAAAUUCUUUACCAUGAAGACAAAAAAUAACUUAGUGCUUGCUACUACUUUCCCAGAUGCUUCAAAUAUUCAGCUGAUAGCGAAACAUGCAGUUUUGUAAGUAUUACAAGCCAAAUUACUAUCCAAUUGCCCCCAUUUGUUUUCUAUAACCUGCAUGAGAGAGACCUGAAGCAGCACACUUUGUUAUUGAAGUGGUUGCUUUGGUAGAAAGAAUGCAUCAGUUACUAGAAA